AUGGCGUGCAACAACGAAGGAGUAAAAAAAUUUGUGCAGAAAAUUAUAGACGAAAAUGUCAUUGCGGUAUUUGCGAAAACGGAAUGCCCGUACUGCAUUAAGGCCAUCUCCAUUUUGAAAGGAUACAACGUAGCCAACAUGCAUGUAGAACAAAUCGAGAAGAACCCAAACAUGGCGGACAUCCAAGCCUACUUAAAAGAAUUAACAGGAAAGAGCUCCGUGCCGCGGAUAUUCAUCAAUAAGGAGGUUGUCGGCGGGUGUGACGACUUGGUGAAGGAGAAGGAAGAGGGAAAGCUCCAAGAGCGCCUGAAGAAACUGGGUAUUCUCAGUUAA
This is a messenger RNA of Plasmodium knowlesi strain H, 333 nucleotides long. Its product is annotated as glutaredoxin 1, putative. The transcript is spliced from 5 exons. Lineage: Eukaryota; Apicomplexa; Aconoidasida; Haemosporida; Plasmodiidae. Bases 1 to 333 code for a protein of 110 amino acids. The record is from RefSeq and is a predicted model, not a curated record.